CCCCCCGCCGCCCGGACCGGACCGGGUCACCCGCCCGCCCGCUCUGCCGCUCGGUGCCGGCUGGGGGCGCUGCCCUGUCCUCCCGCCGCCCUGAUCCGGACCGGGAGCCGCGGCCGCCGCCAGGCGCAGCCUCCGCCCGCCGCCCGCCUGUGUGGCUCUGUGGACAAGACUGACCAGGCCUGCUGAGAUGGAGAUGGGGGCCCCUUGACUGGAAAUCAUUUGCAGGACCAAGUACCUUCGCAGAGGGAUUUCCUGCCCAAUAUUUCUACCCUGGACCGGCACCACAGACAGGGUUGUUGCCUGAUUGCUGUCCGUGGGAUCUCAGCUCCAGGAGCACCAGAGCCAUGGAGGCAGGGAACAACGUGCUGUACGUGGACUUUCCCAACUUCAGCAGCAGCCUCCUGGAGAGUCUGAACCAGCAGCGGAUGGAGGGCAAGUUCUGCGACAUCUCCAUCCACGUGCAGGGCAAGGUGUUCAAGGCGCACCGGGCUGUGUUGGCCGCCUCCUCGCCCUACUUUCAUGACCAGGUGCUGUUCCGCAACACCAGCCGCCUGGUGCUGCCCGGCGUGAUGGACUCCCGCGCCUUCGAGAGCAUCCUGGCCUCCUGCUACGCCGGGCGGCUGGCCGUGCUGCCGGCUGACAUCGUCAGCUACCUGACGGUGGGCAGCUUCCUGCAGAUGUGGCACGUGGUGGACAAGUGCACCGAGCUGCUGAGGGACAGCCAGCCGCCCCCGGCCCCCACCCCCAGCUGCCAGCGCCCCUGCCGCACCGCCGACAGCCAGUCGCCCAGCAGCAGCAACUACUUCAGCCCCCGGGAGGUGGGCGAGGCCAGGCCCGAGCUGGAGGAGGUGGCGGUGAAGGCGGACGAGGCGCCAGAGGACGAGGAGGAGGACGAGGAGGAGGUGGAGGACGAGGAGGAGGGACGAGGCGGACAAGGCCAAGGAGCCGGAAGCCGAAGGUCACCAGCAACCAGGGAGGGGAGGGGGCCCGGCCCGGGCCCGCACCCGCGCUGGGUCUUCGUCAAGAAGGAGAAGCCGGAGGAGGACCUGGUGCUGACCUGCGAGGAGGACGAGCACCACUUCGUCAAGACGGCAGGCUGCCGGAGGGCCGAGCCCCAGUCGCUCAGCAUCACCGAUGUCUGCACCCUGGCCGGCCCUGAGCUGCUGGGCGCCGCCGCUGAGGAACCCCCGUUCGAGGAGCCCUCCGACCUGUGUGGCUCCUCCGAGGAGUUCGCCUACGAGGGGGCGGAGGAGAGCGGGUACCCGCCGCCCGGCGCCGGCGCUGCACUGGGGCUGUGCCGGCUGCAGGACGAGGCCCGGCAUGGGGCGGCGCAGACGGGGGCGGGGGCUGGCGGGGCCGCCGGCGGCAAGAUGUUCGCCUGCCACUGCGGCAAGGCCUUCACCCACAAGAGCCAGCGGGACCGGCACAUCAACAUGCACCUCAACCUGCGGCCCUUCGGCUGCACCAUCUGCAGCAAGAAGUUCAAGAUGAAGCAUCACCUGGUGGAGCACAUGAAGAUCCACACCGGCCACAAGCCCUUCGAGUGCCACAUCUGCGGCAAGAAGUUCAUGUGGCGGGACAGCUUCCUGCGGCACAGAUCCGCCUGCGAGAAACUGCAGCGGGCCACGAACAGAAACUCCACCGAAGCUGGAAUGAGCGGAGACUCCCAGGAGCUGGAGCUGGAGCUGGAGAUGGAGCGGAGGCUGAAGCCUACCUCUGGCCUCCGGCCUCUGCCCCUCUGGAUGUGGCCAGGCCUCACCACCAAGUCUGCUUGCCUCUCGAGCUCCCAGCCAUGCUGUCUCCGGCACGCCCAGUCCCUUGCCGCCUGUCUCCUGGCCCCUGUGACGCUGCGUCGAUGUGGUCAGGCAAAGCCCAUAGGACGGGGUUUGAUUUUGCCUGCAGAGGCCAGUCCAGUGUAUUGCAACGGGACGGGUCCCAUUGGAGGGACGUCGAGUUACCGGACCCUGCAAGCGGGGCACCGGGACGGCAACAUCGACCCCCGAACUGUGCCGAGCGCCGGGCCGGAGGCCGCCGAGCGGAGCCGAGCGCCGGGCCGGAGGCCGCCGACAGAAGCCGAGCGCCGGGCCGGGGGCCGCCGAGCGGAGCCGAGCGCCGGGCCGGAGGCUGCCGACAGAAGCCGAGCGCCGGGCCGGAGGCCGCCGACAGAAGCCGAGCGCCGGGCCGGGGGCCGCCGAGCGGAGCCGAGCGCCGGGCCGGAGGCUGCCGACAGAAGCCGAGCGCCGGGCCGGGGGCCGCCGAGCGGAGCCGAGCGCCGGGCCGGAGGCCGCCGACAGAAGCCGAGCGCCGGGCCGGAGGCCGCCGAGCGGAGCCGAGCGCCGGGCCGGAGGCCGCCGACGGGAGCCGAGCGCCGGGCCGGAGGCCGCCGAGCGGAGCCGAGCGCCGGGCCGGAGGCCGCCGACGGGAGCCGAGCGCCGGGCCGGAGGCCGCCGACGGGAGCCGAGCGCCGGGCCGGAGGCCGCCGAGCGGAGCCGAGCGCCGGGCCGGAGGCCGCCGACGGGAGCCGAGCGCCGGGCCGGAGGCCGCCGACGGGAGCCGAGCGCCGGGCCGCCAUCCGCCUGGAUGAAGAAGGUGGUGGUACUACCGCAAGGCCCGAGCCGCCCUUAGAGCCGGGACAGCAUCGCUCGGGCCGCUAUCUGCCGCACGGCGACCGACUCUGGAAGUAUCCGCCCCCCCCUCUCCUGUUGACCUUCUCCGGCCGCCGCGGGGAAGUACAGCGCGGGCUCUGCUGGAAGCCCAUGGAGCCGGGGAUGUUUCAGGUGGAGUUCCCCAACUUCGGCAACAACCUGCUGAGGAAGCUGAACCAGCAGCGGAUGGAGGGCAAGCUGUGCGACAUCACCAUCCACCUGCAGGGCCAGAUGUUCAAAGCGCACCGGGCAGUGCUGGCCGCCUCCUCGCCCUACUUCCACGACCAGGUCCUCCUCAAGAACGCCAGCCGGAUCGUGCUGCCCGGUGUGAUGAGCCCCAAGGCCUUUGAGAACGUGCUGGCCUCCUCCUACACUGGCAAGCUGACCAUCCUGUCACCGGAGAUCGUCAGCUACCUGACGGUGGCCAGCUUCCUGCAGAUGUGGCAUGUGGUGGACAAGUGCACUGAGCUGCUGCAGGAAAGCCAGUCGCCGCCGGCUCCCAGCCACCAGGCCGUCAGCCAGAACCAGUCGCCCAGCAGCAGCAACUACCUCAGCCCCUGGCAUGGCCCCGAGGCCGGCGCCAAUGUGCCGGCCAAGUUCGAGAGGCCCGAGGAGGAUGACAUCAAGCUGGAGGGCCACCAGGAGGAGGAAGAGGAGGAGGAGGUGGAGGAGGAAGAGGAGGAGGACGAAGAGGGUCAGAAGGCCUCCCCGGGCCGGGAGACAGAGCAGGACAACGUCAUCAGCAACUCGGCCGAGCGGGACAAGUUUGGGGGGGAGGGCGGGGCGGGAGACGGCGCCGACUGCCCCUACCCGGUGCCGGGCGCGGUGCCGCACAAGCGCUGGGUGCUGGUGAAGGCCGGCAAGUCGGAGGAGGGCAGCGAGGAGGAGCGCCCCUUCCACCCAGCCGCUGGCAAGAGGAGGAAGCAGGAGGGGGCUGGGGCGGGGGGAGCGUCCGAGCACGAGGCUGCCCACUUCGCCGAGCACUCGCUGGCCGAGGAGUAUGACGAGUUCGCCGAGGACCCGGGCUACGACGAGACCGUCGACUACUAUGGCUCGUCAGACGACUUCCACUUCGAGCGUAUGGUGGGCGUGGGCGGGGGCAGCCCCAAUGGGGCGGUGCUGCAGGCCAGCGAGAUCCAGGAGAACGGGGCGUACGGCGUGCUGGGCGAGCCGGGUCCCAGCGCCUGCCAGCCGCCCGCUGCCUCUGACUUUCCCGGCGGCGUCUACAAGCUCUACCCCUGCCAGUGCGGCAAGAGCUUCGCCCACAAGAGCCAGCGGGACCGGCACAUGAGCAUGCACCUCAACGUGCGGCCCUUUGGCUGCCCCAUCUGCAGCAAGAAAUUCAAGAUGAAGCACCACCUGAUGGGCCACAUGAAGAUCCACACCGGCCACAAGCCCUACGAGUGCCACUACUGCGGCAAGAAGUUCAUGUGGCGGGACAGCUUCACCCGCCACCGCAACGCCUGCGCCAAGCUCUACCACGCCGCCGCCCCCCUCCCCGACCUUGACCUCCCCUCCGACCUCAGCGGCGCGGCUGACCUCUGACCCCGGCCUCCCCCCCGCAGCGAAGGGUGGGGCGGGGUUCUCACCACCCCAACCAAAGAGUUAAGGGCUGGCGGCCAAGCUGAGGGCAGA
Pristis pectinata (smalltooth sawfish) is the source of this 4280-nucleotide messenger RNA. RefSeq names its product zinc finger and BTB domain-containing protein 4-like. Gene Ontology annotation, molecular function: RNA polymerase II cis-regulatory region sequence-specific DNA binding; protein binding; DNA-binding transcription factor activity, RNA polymerase II-specific. The coding region runs from base 345 to 4190 and encodes 1281 amino acids. NCBI's taxonomy places the organism in Eukaryota, Metazoa, Chordata, Chondrichthyes, Rhinopristiformes, Pristidae. The transcript is spliced from 9 exons. Gene Ontology annotation, biological process: regulation of transcription by RNA polymerase II. The record is from RefSeq and is a predicted model, not a curated record.